CUAUGGCCCUGGGGUCGACUCAGCCUCGAACAGAAAUGAGUACCAGGAAUCUUCCUGGGGGUAUAGGGUGGUCGGUGGGUAAGGCUGAUGACCUCACUGCCAUCUGUGAGCCGAGUGUCUAGAGAAAAUGUGGGAGCCUUAACAUCUCACAACCCUAUGGGCCUCCAUGGCCUGUUAUAGGGAUAACUUUACUUAUAAGAUUGAUGGUAUUCACAGUGGUGUAGACUUUUAUUGUGGUCUUCUGGGUUAUAACACCAGUGUUUCAGAGGAACUUGCUGCUUCCAUCUCCAUCUUCUUGACUAUGUCCACUCCUCCACUCAAAUUCUGAGGCCCACGCAUCCUUCAGCCCAGUGUACAUCCACAGUUCAUUCUCUGGCCUAAAGCUGUAAGAGGAUGCAUCUGGCAACUCAUUUCCAUCCAGUCCUGAGAUGAGAAUAUGUGGUGCUUUCACUCCACACCCACAGUACUCCUCACCAUGGAACUUCAGCACAUUUUACCAUGUAAGCAUGUUCUAAUUUUGUUUUGGCUGAUGGAAAGUGUAUGAAGUAAACCUAAAAUUAAAUUUAUUUCUACUUGUAUCAUUUAUUACCAUAGCAAUAGAAACAUAUUUGCAUUGAAAUAAGGAUAUUGAUAGAGUUACAGAUAAUUUAUAUCUUUUAAUCAUUGAUGGGAAAAUAGAUUCAGAAUGGUCAAAAUCUGUCUCUGACUAAAAGUGUAACCUAUUUCAUCUUAUGGCAGUGUGAGGACUUUCCCACUUAGUAAUGCUAUGACUAUUGAUAGAACUAUUUUUGUGCUUCAUUUCUUCCUUCCUAGUUAUAUUAGCUAACAAAAGGUUUUCUUUUUUAAAAUAUGGAGUACAGGAAAAUAUUGCAUAAAUAUUUUGUAGUUCUAUUUUGUGCGUCUGUACCUAAUAUUUCGACAAUUCCUCAUUGCUACAACUGUUGAUAAUAACACCAUAUUAAUAUUGAACAUUACUGCAUAAUGAGGUUUGGAAGUGAUGGUUAAUACUGUCACAGCAAUAUUUUCUUGGACAUUCUCCAUUUUAUGGAUAAACAUAUGUACAGCAUUUUGCAGACUGGUCUGUUCCUUAUCUUGCAGGUUAAAGUACUCUGUAUGGUGCCCUGUUACAUAAAGCUGGUCCUUAUCACUAGGCAGUGAAUUAGAUUGUGAGGUACAUGAAAACGCGAACAGAAUUAGCAGAAACUUAAUGAACAUAUAAAGAUUCACAAAGUCGAAUUGCAUGAAGUGAAAGAAAUUGUGUAUAAUUAUUUGUGAUUUGUUUUACCACACUAUCAGUUCCUAGACUGUAUACCAUCAAAUUAUAAGGUGACUGGUGACCUGGAAAACAUGUCAAAGGAAGUGAUCAUCACCUAACUGAAGUGUAAAAGGUAAUCAUCUCUUGUGUGAUGGCUCUGGCCACCGCGAAGCCUGGCAUAGUGGGUUCCUUGCCCUACGCAGCAGUUGCCCCUGUGGGCAUCGCCACUUCCGUAUCCAGCCAGUACCACGCUCAAGACACGCUGGGACAGUACAGCUACGGAUAUGCAGGCGGCCCCAGCGCCAAGACCGAGACUCGAACUGCUGACGGCAUCACCCGCGGAGGCUACUCCUACAUCGACGGCCACGGACUCGUCCAGAGCGCCAGCUACGUCUCUGACCCCGUCAACGGUUUCCGAGUUGCGGCCACUAACCUCCCUGUCGGUCCCUCUGUUCCCGCUGCACCCAUAGCUCCUAUUGUUGCUGCCGCCCCCGCCGUAUUGGCCGCCCCAGCCCCCAUCGCACUCCCAGCAGUAGCCGCUGGAGCUCCCCUCGAGACUCCCGAAGUUAUCGCAGCUAAGGCCGCCCACUUCGCUGCUCACGCCCAGGCUAAGGCUCUUCUGGGUCGCAAGAGGCGCAGCCUUCAACCCGUUGCCGCACCUAUUGCAUCAUACGCCGCUGCUCCCUUCGCAGCAGCCCCCGCAGCUUUUACAACCUACGCAGCCGCCCCAGCUCCCGUUGCAGCUUUUGCCGCCCCCGCACCUAUCCCCGUCGCUAAGACCUUCAGCUACUCCACCGUCUCUGCCCACGCUGACCCUGUCGUCGUCGCCGCCCCCGCUCCCGCUAUCAGUGUAGCUCGUGCCGCCCCCGUCGCCUUCGCCGCCCCUGCACCCGUUGCAGUCGCCGCCCCUGCUCCCGUCGCAGUUGUUGAGCCAGUCAAGAGCUUCGGAUAUUCCACCGUCUCUGCCCAUGCUGACCCCGUUCUCGUCGCCGCCCCCGCUCCAGCUGUCAGUAUAGCUCGUGCCGCCCCCGUCGCACUCGCCGCCCCUGCACCAGCUGUGGUUGCCGCCCCUGCACCCGCUGUACUUGCCGCCCCCGCACCAGCUUUUGCUGUGGCCCGCGCCGCCCCCAUUCUCUCCGGCUCCAGCCAGUACCAAGCCCAAGACACCCUAGGACAGUACAGCUAUGGAUACGCCGACAGCAACUCCCAGAAGCAGGAAGCCCGCGCCGCUGAUGGUACUACCCGUGGAGCUUAUUCCUAUGUGGACGGACACGGCCUCGUCCAGAGCGUCAAGUAUCAUGCCGAUGCCCUCGGUUUCCGAGUUGCGGCCACCAACCUCCCCGUGGGCCCCGCCUAAACUACCGUCCCAUACCCUGGCUAGACCACUGUACACGUACCUGCAUGAUUGGUCCACAUUGAAGAUUAAGCAUUUCUCAAGCAGAAGGCAGGUCUGGUGCAACUACCGCCCCAGCCCUCCACAAGGACGCCCCUCUCCUUGUGCAGUGCCGGGCGUAACACUAAGAGGUGUCUCAGGUUACAGGCAGGCUACAAGAGCCAGUCCAUGGAUUGGAGCCAAAGUCCCAAGUGUUAAAAUUUCAGUGUGAACCGGACUGAAGGAGACGAUCACAACAAACCCUCCCCCGCACCGCGCCCUCUGGAGCCCUCGCUGGAGUCCAGAGGUCAUCAAGCUAGCGAGUACUGUGUUUCUGAGGUCACCAGCUGGGUAGGAGAUGCUACCAGAGCUGUGAUCACCACCUCCUCUUCCUAAGAUCUGUUUACUGUUCUCUCAAACUGCCAGGGCCCCUCUAUCGCGUCUUCUCUUCAGCUCCUUUACAUAUUUUCGGGAUCCCAAAUGUGAAAAUCAUAGUCAUUUAUUAUCCACUCAGAAAUCAAGCCUCUUACUUCAACUCUUCGUGUUUGAAUGUGUAUAUAAUAUUAUAUUACUAUGUAUUCUUAUUUUGCAGCAUUAUGUAAUACAAAGAAACAAAAAA
This is a messenger RNA of Cryptotermes secundus, 3246 nucleotides long. RefSeq names its product resuscitation-promoting factor RpfA. The transcript has 2 exons. Gene Ontology annotation, molecular function: structural constituent of chitin-based larval cuticle. The record is from RefSeq and is a predicted model, not a curated record. NCBI's taxonomy places the organism in Eukaryota, Metazoa, Arthropoda, Insecta, Blattodea, Kalotermitidae. Gene Ontology annotation, cellular component: chitin-based extracellular matrix. Bases 1407 to 2612 code for a protein of 401 amino acids.